Molecule: messenger RNA, 1981 nt
Organism: Toxotes jaculatrix (banded archerfish)
Lineage: Eukaryota; Metazoa; Chordata; Actinopteri; Toxotidae
Product: protein FAM124B
Exons: 7
Coding region: 23-1699 (558 amino acids)
Cellular component (GO): nucleoplasm
Source: RefSeq, a predicted model, not a curated record
UGAAAGUGUGUGUUUCCGGGCGAUGUUUCGAGGACCGGUGGGGUUAAAGGGGGCCAUCUGCGAUGAGAACGUGGACUCCGGAGCUGAGACUGCCGAAUCUGACUGCAGCAGGAUGUCAUCGUCUGGCAUUGAGCUCAUGACCAGGCGGGUCAGGCCGCAGCGGCAGCAGCAGCAGCAGCAGCAGCAGCUCUUACUAAUGAACUUGCAUCUGCUGGCCAAUCCUGGAGAUUCCCUGCUGCUGCAGCACACCCUGGAUCGCCUGCUGCGCUGGCUCUGCCCAAGCCUCCACAUCUUCCAUGUAUCAGAGAGGGCGUCCCCUUUCAGAAGUUACAUCCGCCUCUGUCCUGUGGCAGGCUACCCUUCUCUGGCCAUCACUUUCUUCCUCCAUGAGGCCUAUGGAGAGGAACGAAUCCUCAAAGUGCUGGACUUCUUUCAAAGGCCUCCCUGGCAGUACCAUCACACGGAGAGCUGCGGCAACCAAGGGAUCCAUAUAACCUCCAGCAGCUCCCCGGCCAACGCCCUGCUGCGGCCCUACCUCCUGCCCAGUAGAGACUUCUAUAGUUUGGGUGCAGGGAUGCCUGUAUGGGGGGUUCGACCGGUGCAUUGUGGAGGAGAAAUACUACGUGUGACGCUGUACAGUGGAUAUAACAACUAUGAGGAUGCUGUGCGGCUGUAUGAGACUGUUCUGCAGCGACAAGCAGAGGAGCAGAAGACCGGUUUCUGCUGGUUCACCAUUCACUCAGAACCGGGCCUGUGCCUGCAGCUGGCUUUAAAGCAAUUGUCACCAGGGGUUCGCGUGGAGCCAUGCAGCUCUGCUGUGCUGCAGUUUAGUGUGGAAGAAAUUGGCCAGCUAGUCCCACUGCUGCCUAACCCCUGCACACCCAUCAGCACUACACGCUGGCAGACAGAAGAUCUAGAUGGCAACAAGAUUCUCUUCCAGGUGAAAACCCCAGCUCAGCCUCAGCGACCUCUGACCUGUGCUUUCCCCCUGACCUGCCCCAGUGUGUCUCCUCGAGGAAUGCAGCUCAGGAGCUCAGGACAGGGCCACAGCCUGUCGCCCUGCAGCCUCAGUACUCCACUGCCCUGGCAAACACACAGGCAAGGUCACGGACCACGCAGUGAUCCUCUCCUGGAGAAGCGUUAUGGAGGAGGAGGUGGUGCAGAGAGCCUGGGAUCAGGAAGCUGCUGCAGCACCCCUCCAGGCAGCUCCUGUUACUCAUCCCAGCACAGUAGCCCUGCCCCGCCCUCAACCUCCAAUCACCCUGACUCUCCUCUGCGCCCCUCCAUCACCCGUUCUCUCUCCCAUCUCCUUGUGGAAGAAGACGAGGAGGAGCCGGAGACCAAUGUGGACACGGGAGUCCCCGUCUCACCUCGCUCUGACACAGCAGUCAAAAUGAUUACUCGCUGUUCAUCCAUAGACCUUUUGAUGAAUUUCCACUCUGAGAGACCUGCAGCUGUUGGAGCUUCAGCUGUUGAGAGUCUGGCCAAGGAAUUGAGCGAGUGUCUGCCACGGACACACACACACCCUCAGGGCCCUUCCAGGACAUGGGGCUCUGCUGAUUAUGCAGAUGGAGCCAGGGAGGGCUGUGGCAGCAGGAGGAGCCCCUCCAAAGGGCCCGUGGUUGACAAUAGGACUACUGCUGAGCUGCUAUCAGCAUGCACAAACAACAAGGAGCCAGUGGAUGAGUUCUUCAUCUAAAGUCCUGCCCCUGUGCCACAUGCUGUGGUAAUAAUCACAGUGCAAUGAAAAACAUAUCAUAUGGAGAAGAUGAGAAACCCUUUCAAGAGUUAAACAAGAGGACAUGUAGUCUAACAAAUGAGCAGUGCUGUGGAACGUAGAGGAAACCAAAGUUCAGCUGCAGGAGACACUUUCCAAUCUGAAGAGUCUUGGUGUGUGAAUUCUUAAAAUGGUUUGACUUGUCCCAUAAAUUUCCACAAUCUACAGUAACAGAGUAACUGUCACCUCCUAUCCAAACCUGGU